This is a messenger RNA of Penicillium argentinense, 525 nucleotides long. RefSeq names its product beta-lactamase/transpeptidase-like protein. The transcript has a single exon. Bases 1 to 525 code for a protein of 174 amino acids. Lineage: Eukaryota; Fungi; Ascomycota; Eurotiomycetes; Eurotiales; Aspergillaceae. The record is from RefSeq and is a predicted model, not a curated record.
AUGCACCUCCUCCCCAUAAUUCUCACCUCCCUCCUCACCCUCCACACAAUCACAACAACAGCCUUCAAAACCUGCACCCUCCCAACAAAAAACACAGACCCUUUCGAAACCGCAACACCCGAAGAAGUCGGCCUCAGCACAGCCGAAAUCAACGAAUCUCCUGCCUACGCCAAUACCCACAGACACGCCUCGAUCCAAAUCUUCCGCAACAACUGCCUCAUCCGAAAAGGCCUCUUAGACCCAGUAACCGACAAUCUCCCCUUCCAUAUCUUCUCAAUCACAAAAUCCGUCGUGAGCAUCCUCGCGGGAAUUGCAGUUUUCGACGGAAAACUAAACCUCUCCUCUCCCAUCUCCGAGUACCUCCCCGACGGACCAGGCUGGGGUGACGAAGCCCCACAGAGCAAUAACCGUCCACGACAUCUUGACCGAAACAGCCGGGAGCGAAGCGGUCCUGGCCGAGCUAGCAACCGUGGCAAUAGACGCAAGCAGUAUCCAAGAAUUCCUCGCGCAGAAACUCCUCCAUGA